AACAGCGCGCGGGACGGCCCUCCUGCCAUCGCCUUGCUUUUAUCAUUUUUUCUCCACACGUUCGUUUUGUUUAGCGCAUACGUCAAGAUGGUCAACUUCGAUAUUCCAGAUAUCAAGAAAGACCUGCCCAUGUCUAUGACCAUGGCGGCUUUCUCGGGUAUAGCGUGGUAUACCGCGAUUGAGCUGAACUUGCGCUUCUUCCAUCUUUUCAAGCGCCGCAAAGGUAUCUACUUUUGGAGCUGCGUGGUGUGUUCGUGGGGAAUCCUGCUGCAUCCGCUUGCGAUUCUCCUUGCGGAUUUCCAGGUCAUUGCGGAUACGCGGAUAGGCAUACCCCUGAUAUACAUCACUUGGUGGAUCAUGACUCUAUCGUUUUCUGUCGUCAUGUGGUCGCGACUCCAUCUCAUAAUGCCCAACAGCAAAUAUCUACGUUGGGUUCUUUACAUGAUGAUCUUCACGACCGUAUUCAUCUCCAUCCCUAGUAUGGUGAUAGGCCCCAUGUCGCAACAACCAACCCCAAGCGGCAAACGCCUGGUCCCCUUCUACAACAUCUGGGGCAAAAUCGAAAACGCGACCUGGCCCCUGCAAGAAUCCAUCAUCUCCUGCCUAUACAUCUGGUACACGCACAAAAACAUGCGCGUCUCCUCGCGCGCCCACGAAUCCCUCACAAGCAACAGCAACAGCAACGCCUCGUCUUCCCUCCCGUCAGCUCCGUCCGAGUACUCGGCCAGCACGUACUCGAAGCGCUUCACGCAGCUCAUGCACCACCUCAUCGCCACAAACGUCAUGAUCAUCGUGCUGGACGCCGUGCUUCUCGGAAUCGUGUACGCCGAGAUGUGGUACCUCCAGGGUAAUAUGAAACCUGCCGUGUACGGGAUCAAACUGCGCAUCGAGUUCUCGAUUCUUAAUCGCUUGGUUACGUUGACGCAGGCUGGGCGGAACCCGGUUGGGUCCGCUCCUGCGCCGCAGCCUAGUUUUAUUACAAAAUCGCCGGUGGCUACGCAUUCCAGGUCCGAGAGGGUAUAA
Molecule: messenger RNA, 1023 nt
Organism: Periconia digitata
Lineage: Eukaryota; Fungi; Ascomycota; Dothideomycetes; Pleosporales; Periconiaceae
Source: the annotation of a GenBank genome assembly